Molecule: messenger RNA, 1368 nt
Organism: Geosmithia morbida
Lineage: Eukaryota; Fungi; Ascomycota; Sordariomycetes; Hypocreales; Bionectriaceae
Product: glycoside hydrolase family 72
Exons: 3
Coding region: 1-1368 (455 amino acids)
Biological process (GO): fungal-type cell wall (1->3)-beta-D-glucan biosynthetic process
Cellular component (GO): fungal-type cell wall; cytoplasm
Molecular function (GO): 1,3-beta-glucanosyltransferase activity
Source: RefSeq, a predicted model, not a curated record
AUGAAGGCCUCCACCCUCUUCUCGGCUCUCGCCACCCUCGGCGCCGUUGCCGCUACUCCCACUCCGACCGAGAAGCAGCCUCCCAGCAAGCGUUCGACCCUCCCUACCAUUGAGGUCUCCGGUAACGCUUUCUACUCUGGGGGCAAGCGCUGGUACAUUCGUGGUAUCGACUACCAGCCUGGUGGCUCCUCCAAGGAGACCGACCCUCUUGCCGAUGCCGACACUUGCAAGCGUGACAUCAAGAAGUUCGCCGAUCUCGGUGUCAACACCGUCCGUGUCUACGCCGUCGACAACAGCAAGGACCACGACGAGUGCAUGCAGGCUCUGGCUGACGCUGGCAUCUACCUUGUCCUUGACGUCAACACGUCCAAGUACUCGCUGAACCGUGCCAGCCCUCAGGUGUCGUACAACGCCGAUUACCUCCAGUCCGUCUUCGCCACCGUCGACAUGUUCUCCCGCUACACCAACACCUUUGCCUUCUUCUCCGGUAACGAGGUCAUCAACGACGAGGCCGACACCGACAAGGCCGCUCCCUACGUCAAGGCCGUCACCCGUGAUAUUAAGAACUACCUGAACUCGCGUGGCCUCCGCAAGGUCCCGGUUGGCUACUCGGCCGCCGACGUCGCCUCCAACCGCAUGGAGACUGCCCACUACUUCAACUGCGGCUCCGACGACAUGCGCUCCGACUUCUUCGCCUUCAACGACUACUCCUGGUGCAACUCCGACUUCAAGACCUCCGGCUGGGACCAGAAGGUCAAGAACUUCACCGACUACGGUCUCCCCAUCUUUCUGUCCGAGUACGGCUGCAUCGAGAACCGUCCCCGUACGUUUGACGAGCUUAGCGCCCUGAUGAGCACCAAGAUGUCUGGCGUCUACUCUGGCGGUCUCAUGUACGAGUACUCCAUGGAGGGUAACAACUACGGCAUCGUCAACAUUGACGGUGACGACGUCACCCCCACCAAGGAGUACGCCGCCUUCAAGAGCGCCCUCGCCAAGUACCCUACCCCCACCGGUGACGGUGACGCCGCCACGACCACCCACUCUGUUCCCUGCCCCACCAAGGGCUCCAGCUGGGAGCUCAGCAGCAACGCCAUCCCCGACAUGCCCUCCGAGGCUGACCAGUACCUGAAGAAGGGAGCCGGCACCGGCCCCGGUCUCUCCGGCUCCGGCUCCCAGGAGGCCGGCGACAGCGGUACCGCCACCGCCUCGGGCACCUCUGGCCAGGCUUCCCCCACCGCCACGGGCACCCAGUCCAACGACGAUUCUGAUUCUGACGGUGACAGCGCUGCCCCCACCGUGCACAUCUCCGCCAUGUUCCCCGUGGUCGCCGCCGUGGCCGCCACCUUUGUCGGUACCCUCCUGCUGUAG